This is a messenger RNA of Vitis riparia (riverbank grape), 2345 nucleotides long. Its product is annotated as probable amino-acid acetyltransferase NAGS1, chloroplastic. The coding region runs from base 147 to 2009 and encodes 620 amino acids. Gene Ontology annotation, molecular function: L-glutamate N-acetyltransferase activity, acting on acetyl-CoA as donor. Gene Ontology annotation, biological process: L-arginine biosynthetic process. The transcript is spliced from 10 exons. NCBI's taxonomy places the organism in Eukaryota, Viridiplantae, Streptophyta, Magnoliopsida, Vitales, Vitaceae. Gene Ontology annotation, cellular component: cytoplasm. The record is from RefSeq and is a predicted model, not a curated record.
CGCCUUUUUGAGCCGUGGGUCGACGCCUCAACGGGAAUGGUCCAUUUCGCAAUUGCCCGCUCGACAAUGGCGGCUUCUUGAUAUAUAUAUUUUCUUUUUUGCCUGGUAGAAAUUAGGGUUUCUUCCCUAUCUUUUUUCUCCUCUCCAUGGCCGCGGUAGCUUCUUGUUCAGCCUCUUGGAUUUCUCUGCAAAAUUGCCAUCUUAACGUUCCUCUUCGCCACAAAUGGCAGCCGAUUCAACACUGUGUUUGGAGUUCUGGCCGUGGUUCUCGAAGGUUUGGAUCAAUGAAAGUGUUAUGUUCGGGGCAGGAGAGAGCUUCGGUGAAAUGCAAUGUUUUAGGCGAAGCUGAGAAUGAUGGUGGCGGCGAAGAAAGUGUUCCUGAAAAGAAUGAGCAGUUUGUGCGGUGGUUUCGGGAGGCGUGGCCGUAUUUUCGCGCGCAUAGGGGCGGGACGUUUGUUGUCAUUAUUUCUGGUGAAAUCGUCGCCAGUCCCUACUUGGAACCCAUACUGAAGGAUAUCUCUCUCCUUCAUGGCCUGGGAAUUAGAUUUGUUCUCGUUCCUGGGACCCAUGUGCAGAUUGACAAGCUUUUGGCUGAGAGAGGAAGUGAGCCCAAGUAUGUUGGUCAAUACAGAAUUACCGACUCUGCUUCUCUGGAGGCAGCAAUGGAAGCAGCUGGGAGAAUUCGUAUAAUGAUAGAAGCUAUGCUUUCUCCUGGACCCUCCAUAUGUAGCAUUCGUCGUCAUGGUGGUAAUAGUCGCUGGCAUGAUGUUGGUGUCAGUGUUGCUAGUGGUAACUUUCUUGCAGCUAAGAGAAGAGGGGUUGUGGAAGGCAUUGAUUAUGGAGCAACAGGUUUAGUGAAGAGAGUAGAUGUUUCUCGCAUACGUGAAAGGCUUGAUGCCAGUUGUAUAGUCAUACUAAGCAAUCUGGGCUAUUCCAGUUCUGGAGAAGUUUUAAAUUGCAACACAUAUGAAGUUGCCACAGCCUGUGCCUUGGCUAUUGGAGCUGAAAAACUUAUUUGCGUUAUAGACGGUCCAAUUCUGGAUGAGAAUGAGCGCCUUAUUCGUUUUUUAACUCUUCAAGAUGCUGACACCUUGAUUCGUAAACGAGCUAAGCAGAGUGAAAUAGCUGCUAAUUAUGUGAAAGCUGUUGAUGAAGAAGAUCUUGCUUAUAAAGCUGUUGGUGAAGAAGAUCUUGCUUAUUUUGAGCAUAGUGAUUCUAAUGGAGCUUUGACUUCUCCACAGAAUGGGAAGGGUUCUAGUGAAAUGUAUAGUGCCACAUUUCAGAAUGGUGUUGGUUUUGACAAUGGGAAUGGACUAUGGUCUGGUGAGCAGGGUUUUGCUAUUGGAGGUCAAGAGCGGCUCAGUCGAUUAAAUGGUUUCCUUUCAGAAUUGGCUGCUGCAGCAUUUGUUUGCAGAGGAGGUGUUCAACGAGUUCAUUUAUUAGAUGGCACUAUUGGUGGAGUUCUAUUAUUGGAAUUGUUUCAAAGAGAUGGAAUGGGGACAAUGGUGGCUAGCGAUGUUUAUGAAGGAACCCGGAUGGCUAGGGUGACAGAUCUCCCUGGAAUAAAACAAUUAAUCCAACCUUUAGAAGAAUCAGGCACAUUGAUCCGGAGGACUGAUGAAGAGAUACUUAAUACAUUGGAAUCAUUCAUUGUUGUUGAGAGAGAAGGUCAUAUCAUUGCUUGUGCUGCUCUCUUCCCUUACUUUAAAGAAAAGUGUGGAGAGGUUGCUGCCAUUGCUGUUUCUUCAGAAUGCCGUGGACAAGGACAGGGAGACAAAUUACUUGAUUAUGUUGAGAAGAAGUCAGCUUCCAUGGGAUUGGAGAUGCUUUUCCUGCUUACAACCCGUACUGCAGAUUGGUUUGUGAGGCGUGGUUUCUCAGAAUGCUCCAUUGAAUCAAUACCUGAGGAAAGGAGGAAAAAGAUCAAUCUGUCUCGCAAAUCUAAGUAUUACACCAAGAAGCUGCAACCUGACAUGAGUGGGAUUUCUGUUGCUAGGGCAUUUAAUUAGAACACGGGAUACAGACAGCCCAAUUAAUUUUUCUUAGAAAAUAUCAUAUGUAAGAAGCAGAAUUGAUUGCAUGUAUUCUCUUCAUGGUGGCUCUGCAGCAUGUUUUGAGUUUUUGGGACUGACUCGUGCAUUCAUUUUUUCUUUUUUCCCUUGGUCAUAGCCAUCCAAAUAAGCAAUACCGUUAAACUUUAUCACAAGGUAGCUUAUUGUUAAAUUACUAGGAGGAUGUAAGCUAUGAGGCAUUUCCAAAUGUUUUUUUGUAGUUACAUAAUCUUGUCCUGCCUUUGAGGAGGCACUCUAUUUUCAUUGGGGAGUGUCAGUUUUUUACUGGAAUCA